AUGUCGACCGCCACUGCUACCUCUGUCGAAGUUGACUACUACACGUUGCUGCUGACUGGCAGGCUGCGUAGCGACCUCGACGAGCCACCGAAUGAGCAAGAACCUUUCAGCAACGGCUUUCAACAGGAAGAAAACACGUCGCAGACGUACCAUGACAUACGUCAGCUCCGACAGGCGGUCAACGAUAUCAACAGUGUCUUCCAGAGAGUCAGAAACGACCUGGAGGGCUUCGACCAGAGUGGGUUCCCCACCCAGGACGGACACCCGAUGGUUACCUAUCACUGGACCCAGGUUCGCCACGAUCUCUUCAGGCAGACCAUGCAGCAGAGCUACAACAACGCGGUAGCCGCUUCGGAAUUCAUGAGCCGUUACUGCAGGCUUCUGCCAGACUCGGGUAACGAUAUCAACGUCGACGAUGUACCAAACUUGGCGAUCGAGCUCGGAUCGUUUCUGCAGGAACUCAAAGCGAAGGAAGACGUCUCUUACGGGACGCAGAACAGCUUCAAGACGCUCGCGGAGCAUGUCCGUUUCUAUGCGGCCGUUUUUGCGGACCAUCUACAAAGAGCCUGUGGACAAGUCGCGGCUGAGCUCACCAACACUCGGGCCCAUCUGGCCGAUCUUCAGCACCGUCUCAAUGUGACCCAUGCUAAGAUAGAAGAAUGGAAGAGCGACCGCGAUGCUGCUACGGCUGCUAUGGCAUUCACCGGUGUAGCCUUCUUCAUCAUUCCAUUUGUCGGCGCGGCAAUGACGGGGGGGGCCAUACAUGCCAGGAAUCUGGCGUUGGAACGCCUCGACAACUCCAGGAGACAGGCAUCUUCUCUGGAGAGAGAGAUCAACGAAUGCAUGCAUCAUCUGGACCCGCUGCAGGACAAAGAGCGACUCCUCAAUCAUUACCAACAAUCGCGUAACGCCACCGAGGCCGAGAUCGCCGCCCUGGCGGACAAGAUUGAGAUCAUCUCGAACAUCUGGCAAUGCCUCAAGGCUGACAUGCAGAAGCUGCACGAAGAAUUGCGGCUAGCCCUUGGGAUCAAGACUAUCCCGCGUCGGUUUGUGGUGAGGCUGCGGAAUGCGCGUAAGGUAUACUCGAACCUCGCUGUGCUCCUCGAGGAGUACGCGAAGCAGUCGUAG
Messenger RNA from Trametes versicolor FP-101664 SS1, 1128 nucleotides. RefSeq lists its product as uncharacterized. The record is from RefSeq and is a predicted model, not a curated record. NCBI's taxonomy places the organism in Eukaryota, Fungi, Basidiomycota, Agaricomycetes, Polyporales, Polyporaceae. The coding region runs from base 1 to 1128 and encodes 375 amino acids. The transcript has 10 exons.